Molecule: messenger RNA, 520 nt
Organism: Anolis sagrei ordinatus
Lineage: Eukaryota; Metazoa; Chordata; Lepidosauria; Squamata; Anolidae
Gene: GON7
Product: GON7 subunit of KEOPS complex
Cellular component (GO): EKC/KEOPS complex
Source: RefSeq, a predicted model, not a curated record
GGAUUGGUUGCCUAGCCACGGCGGGAAGGGCGAGAUGGAGCUGCGAGCGGAGCUGACAGGCCGCGGAGGGGAGAAGCGGCCGCUGCGGGUCCCUUGCGAGCCUCCGGGGGAGCUGCGGGGCCUCCUCGGGGGGUUGGCACGCCUUCGGGAGCAAGUCAGCGCCCUCCUCGGCCCACUGGUCGAGCAGGAGAGCCGCGCCGGCGGAGGAGAGCCGGGCGCGGAUGCAGGUGAUGAAGAUGAGGAGGAUGAAGAUGAGGAAGAGAAUCACGUGAAUGCCAAGCCAUGUCCUGACGGACCACCACUCAAACGUACAAAAAGGAACUCUUGACAAAAGCUAAACAGCUUUUUUGGACCUUUUCCCUCCGAAGAGUGCUGGUCUAUUUCGAUAACCCGAAAAAUACCAAGCUUUUCGUUGUUUUAUUAUUGAUUUAAUAAUAAUAAUGUAAAGGGAAACUGGUAUUAUAUUUGUGAAUAUUGUCUAAAAAUUAAAGUGCAUAUGUUUGUAAGAUUUUUAAAAACA